Messenger RNA from Armigeres subalbatus, 2449 nucleotides. Its product is annotated as vertebrate ancient opsin-like. The coding region runs from base 394 to 1863 and encodes 489 amino acids. Gene Ontology annotation, biological process: cellular response to light stimulus; phototransduction; G protein-coupled receptor signaling pathway. The transcript is spliced from 6 exons. Gene Ontology annotation, cellular component: photoreceptor outer segment; plasma membrane. Lineage: Eukaryota; Metazoa; Arthropoda; Insecta; Diptera; Culicidae. The record is from RefSeq and is a predicted model, not a curated record. Gene Ontology annotation, molecular function: G protein-coupled photoreceptor activity.
UGGUAGAACAAAAUAAAUGAAUUACAGUAGAGGCGCGCGAAGUUGGACCACUGAUUAAUGUAGGAAAAAGCACGAAAGAAGGGAGUUGUUCAUGGACGCGUCAUGAGUAUAUAAUUCGAAUUGUCAUUCGGAUGUAAGAAACUUUCAGUUUCAGUUUGAUUCGGUUCGUCGGGAAAUACACCACGAAAGAAGUCGGUCGAGUUGUUACUUGACGGUGAGGUUACGUACCUCGUAUAGAAAGUGUAGUUUCGGAUGGUGAUCUGAAGAAGCCAUUGUUGGCAUAUUAAGUUAUCAUAUACGAUAACAAUGGGGUUUAAAAGUGUAGGGGGAAAGAAGUGCAAAUUUAGUGAUGUGGUCCAACUAGAGCGAGAAACGUGUAAAUAGAAAUAAUAUAUGGUGCAGACGACAACCAUCAAUGGGGCCACCGUUGUCAGUGCUGGUGAUGACGGUGGUGACGGUUUCGGUGGUGGUCUGUCAAUGGUUGUGGAAAGCGACAGUGACAGUGCGGCGAGGGAAGGCAGUGGAAGUGCAGGUAGUGGAACAAGCAGUACUCUUAUCAUUAGCAGUGCAAGCGAACAGAACUUCGGCGAACAUCGGGUGGGUGAUUACGAGCAGAAUUCUGUACCGGUUGCAGCUCCGCAGCUGAUGGAAUCUUGGGCUUAUGUGGCCGCCGCAGUGACGCUCUUCUUCAUCGGAUUCUUCGGGUUCUUUCUGAAUCUGUUUGUGAUCGCGCUGAUGUGCAAGGAUAUGCAGCUCUGGACUCCGAUGAACAUCAUUCUGUUCAAUCUAGUGUGCUCCGACUUUUCUGUGUCGAUCAUCGGCAACCCGUUCACACUGACAUCGGCCAUUUCGCGACAUUGGUUGUUCUGCCCAACGGUUUGCGUCGCAUACGGAUUUUUCAUGUCACUGCUAGGAAUAACAUCAAUCACCACGCUGACGGUGCUCUCGUACGAGCGGUUCUGCCUGGUUAGCUAUCCGUUCUCGUCGCGGAGCCUGAGCCGGAGGGGGGCCGUUUUCGCCAUCCUCUUCAUCUGGAGCUACUCGUUUGCCUUAACGUCGCCACCACUGUUCGGUUGGGGAGCGUAUGUGAACGAGGCAGCCAACAUCAGCUGCUCCGUCAACUGGGAGUCCCAAACGAUGAAUGCCACCAGCUACAUCAUAUUUCUGUUCAUUUUCGGCCUGGUCGUUCCGCUGGUGGUGAUAAUUUACAGCUACACGAACAUAGUCGUCAAUAUGAAAAGGAAUGCAGUCCGCAUGGGCCGGAUCAACCGGGCUGAAAAACGCGUUACCCGAAUGGUGUUCGUCAUGGUGCUCGCCUUCAUGGUCGCGUGGACACCGUACGCCGUCUUUGCGCUGAUCGAGCAGUUCGGCCCAACGGAAAUCAUCAGCCCGGCGUUGGGUGUUCUGCCGGCCCUGAUUGCCAAGUCCAGCAUUUGCUACAAUCCGAUCAUAUACGUCGGUAUGAACACCCAGUUUCGGGCGGCCCUCAAACGGGUCCGGAACACCGACUCCGUCGAUAACAACACAACGACCAACCACAAGGACAUCACCAUGGACACCAGCAAGGAGAUCGUGGAGUGUAGUUUCGACUUUUGUCGGAAGAAACGGCUGAAAAUAAGACUGCAUUCUUGCCCGAAGAGCAACAACAACAAUUCGAUGGCCGAUCCGAGCAGUACGAGCAAUCCCGAGUUGGACCGACCGACCGAGGGCCGAAUGACGACGCUCCAUUUGAACGAGCCCUCACGGCCGUUCAGCGGUAAAGCUGCCAAGAAACGUUUGCGGUCGGAUUUUGAACUAUCUGUGAUCAAUAGUGGGAAGUCCAUUCUUAUCAAAUCGAACACAUUCCGGUCCAAUCUGGUGUAACGAAGGAGGGAUGGCGUAGCGUGUAGAGUACGUGGGCCUUAUUGAACCUCAGAUAGUGUGAGUUUAUGCAAUUUUGAUCAGCCACCAGUCAACAGAGUUUUGAAUUAGUGAUAAUAACUAGGAUGAUGCCCAAAAAAACGGAAUUGGCUCAACCUCUAGUACCAUUCUUUGAAUCGAGUGAAUAAGUACAAAUAUAGAACUGCUUGCACAGAGUGAAGUCACAUCAAAAGGAAGGGAAAGGUUACAGCAUUUGAUAAGCAGGUUGGUAAUUGAUGAGCUUUGAAUGGCCUGAUGUUUGUUAAAGCCUGCUUUAACGCCUACAACGAGUCUAUUAGUAUGAAGCGUUACAUGUACCCAUUUUGCUUGUCAAUUUAUUACCGGUAAUAUUGAGGGCAUUAACACGCGUCUAAUAGUUCACGUGUCGGGUAAAUAACACCUAAUGAGCCUUGUUACCAGAACUCAGUGGUGGGAGGUUUAAUGUCACUUCGUACAUACACCAAAAUUGGAAACCCACACCAGAGAAAUCCAUCAAUGGGGACCUAUUUUGACUAUACAAUUAGGGAGAACCGUUUUAAUGAAUAAUAAA